AUGAAGAGUACACUCUCACACUCUCCCUUAUUCAUAGUCCUGAUCCUGUUGAUGUUCUUCUCCCUAGGCCAAGGGCUGAACCCAAAAUGUGACACGAAAGAUGAAGGGUCAACCUUGAAAGUUUACCAUGUGUUCAGCCCAUGUUCCCCAUUUAGGCCAACAAAGGCACUUUCAUGGGAAGAGAGUGUCCUUGAGAUGCAAGCAAAGGACCAAGCCAGGCUUCAAUUCUUGGCCAGUUUGGUGGCUGGGAAGUCCAUUGUGCCCAUUGCCUCAGGAAGACAAAUCACGCAAAGCCCAACAUACAUUGUGAGAGCCAAAAUAGGUACCCCACCUCAAGCCUUGCUCUUGGCCAUGGACACUAGCAAUGAUGCUGCUUGGAUACCCUGCACUGCCUGUGAUGGUUGCUCUUCAACCUUGUUUUCUCCUGAAAACUCUUCCUCUUUCAAGAAUGUUAUCUGUGGUUCUCCUCAGUGCACCCAGGUACCCAACCCCAGUUGCGGAACCAGCGCGUGCACCUUCAACUUGACCUAUGGUAGCUCCACCAUAGCGGCUAAUGUGGUCCAAGACACAUUUACCUUAGCCACUGACCCUGUUCCUGACUACACUUUUGGUUGCAUUUCAAAGGCUACGGGGACCUCUGCUCCACCACAGGGCCUACUGGGUCUGGGCCGAGGCCCAUUAUCAUUUUUGUCUCAGACCCAAAACCUCUAUCAGUCCACAUUCUCUUAUUGCUUGCCUAAUUUCAAAUCACUUAACUUCUCUGGGUCACUAAGACUUGGGCCUGUUUCCCAGCCCAAGAAUAUCAAGUUCACCCCUCUUCUCAGGAACCCUAGAAGAUCAUCACUCUACUAUGUUAACUUAGUUGCUAUUAGGGUUGGCCGGAAAGUUGUUGAUAUCCCUCCGGCAGCAUUGGCAUUCGAUCCGUCAACCGGAGGCGGCACCAUCUUUGAUUCCGGUACGGUGUUCACCCGGCUAGUUGCACCGGCCUACGUGGCGGUCCGAGACGAGUUCCGGCGACGAGUUGGGGCGAACCUCCCCGUGACAACCCUAGGAGGGUUUGACACAUGCUACACAGUCCCAAUAGUAGCACCCACAAUAACAUUCAUGUUCUCGGGCAUGAACGUGACACUGCCACCUGACAACAUUCUCAUACAUAGUACUGCCGGUAGCACCACUUGCUUGGCCAUGGCUGCGGCUCCAGUCAACGUGAACUCGGUGCUCAAUGUGAUAGCCAACAUGCAGCAACAAAAUCACCGUGUGCUCUAUGAUGUGCCCAACUCGAGGCUUGGUGUUGCUCGUGAGCUUUGCACUUAG
Molecule: messenger RNA, 1314 nt
Organism: Abrus precatorius (Indian licorice)
Lineage: Eukaryota; Viridiplantae; Streptophyta; Magnoliopsida; Fabales; Fabaceae
Product: aspartyl protease AED3-like
Exons: 3
Coding region: 1-1314 (437 amino acids)
Biological process (GO): proteolysis
Molecular function (GO): aspartic-type endopeptidase activity
Source: RefSeq, a predicted model, not a curated record